AUGGCGGCGAGGGGUUUUCUAACGCACGUCGAGAAUGCGGCGCGCAAGGUGGUGCUGUGCGGCUCGUGGACGAUGAGCAAGCUAUCAGAGUGCAACACCACGCCUACGGACCGGCAGCAUGUGGCGGAGCAGCAGGUCGACGAUUUGCCGUGGACGCGUGGGCAGGUGCGCGACCCCUCCUCAGAUUGGAGUUUUGAGACAGCCAAUGAGGAUCAGUACCGCUACGGCGUGAUCGAGGGCGACAACGAAUUCCUGGCCGACGACAUCGUCUGCGAUGGAUCGAAUCUUGGUACCGCCUGCUGGGCUCAGGCGGGUUGGGCGGCCAUGGCCAUCGCAGAGGAAGGCCAGUCGCGCGUGCAGCUAUGGUGGCCGCUACCGUGCCAGUGCCGCGUCCAGGAGACGGUGAAGCGAGCCGAGCUCUGGGCGUUCCUGAAGACGUUCGAGGUGGUUUGUGCUGCCGCCCGCGUCCACGCGCGCCGUUCCAAGAGGGCCAUGGGCCAGCUGGAGGGCCUGGGGAGGCAGGUCGCGCAGGGCAGCGAGGCGAACCUGGGCUGGUGGCAUCAGGAGAUGAAGGGUGAGUGGCCCGAUGUCCCCCCUCCUCCACCAGGCCAGCGGCGGCGACGGAUUCCCAGGCUCCAGGUCAGCCUGACCUUGCGCGAGGUGGAGCAGAGGGGGCGCUGGGAGAGGCGGGAAGCGGUGUGCAGGCCGCCUUGGCGCUUCGUGGGUCGGGCUGUGCCCGUCGAGGAGAUCGGCUCGCUGGUGGUGCGGGUCCACGGCUUCGAGCUGCGCGUCGAUGGCGAGCGCGAUGGCCGCGGCGGCCGCGGCCUCAGCAGCCGCAGCAGCGAGCGGCAGCAGCAGCGGUGGUCCGAGCGGGAGGAGCAGGACGAGAGGCGGCAGCACAUGGUGGUGCAGCAACCCCAGACUGGAUACUUUGGCCCUGGCAGCACCUGCUGGGAUGACGCCAUGAAGCGAACUCAGUUGAGCCACUGUCGCGAACCAAGGUACCAGCGGACGCACGGGGAACGCACGAACUUCUGGGACCACUGGAUGAGCGUGUUCGGGCGCAACUGGUGGCUGUGGCCGUGGCCCUUCCGGACCCACCCGCCAGCGGACUACAGGGAGCCGGCCUACCCAGAUCAGGACACGGAUGGCUACACGAGCUACCGGGAGGAGGACAGCUUGGGGAUCGCGGGCACCGAGUACGAGGCCGCCGAGACGUCGAUGGACGACUCGGCUACCGCUGGCACGGGGCACGUGUCUGCCCCCAGGCCGAGGCACAGAUACGGCGCCGGGGACGCCCCGGAGUGACCGCAUCGCGGCGCCGCGCGCGGCCCGCCGGGGGCCGCCGGGGGCCGCCCGCGCGCGCUCGGGGGAGCCCGCCGCUCGGGGCUGGACGAGAGAGGCUUGCAGCCAGGUUUGAUCUCCUCGCCGAAUCCACGGGGAAAUGCGUAAUGUUCAGGCUCGUCGAGCGUCGAGGACCGCGCCCGGACUCCUUGCGCGCGCGCUGACCUGGAGACGAUGCUUCGGCGUGUGGGAAAUAGCGCGACAGGAA
Prorocentrum cordatum is the source of this 1552-nucleotide messenger RNA. NCBI's taxonomy places the organism in Eukaryota, Dinophyceae, Prorocentrales, Prorocentraceae. The record is from the annotation of a GenBank genome assembly.